Closterium sp. Yama58-4 is the source of this 1185-nucleotide messenger RNA. The record is from the annotation of a GenBank genome assembly. NCBI's taxonomy places the organism in Eukaryota, Viridiplantae, Streptophyta, Zygnematophyceae, Desmidiales, Closteriaceae.
AUGUCGCCAGCCUUCCACAACCAUUCCCCACUAUGGAGCGUCUUGACAGCCCAGAAGGCAGAGCUCGCUUCGAAUUUUGUCGUUCUGAACAGAUUUGUUCUCGGGUUUUGUACUGAGAGUAAGAAAAUCAUGGCUACGCCAAUCUGGCCUUCGGAUGAAGGAGACGUAACAAUUCAAGGAAUUCCCUUGUUCGAUGACCGAGUGUGGGAAGCAUUCGGGGCUGAGGAGCCGGCCGCUCUGCACGACGCUGUACACGUCGGGACAUCUGCUCAGACGACGCCGCGUUCGGAGUCUGACAAACACGUCGACCAGAAAGCGUCUAGACCAUUCAACGAGACUGCCUUUCCGCAUUCGCAGAACCCCACAUUCAGCAUGUCGCAGACCGAAAGCGGAAAAUCCGAAGUUUUUUUUCCUGGUACCCCGAAUGACGCGUCUGCCUCUAGAGCCUCCGGUGUUACUCAAUCCCACGACCAACUCCCUCUAGAAAUCGACGAAUGCGUUCUCACGGGAGCUCCGCAAUGCUCGCCGGAAGAUGCGUUCACGCUCAUGGAGCUGACCGACGUGGUCGGCGGAAAUGCCGUGUCUGGCGGCGACCAUCUGGGUGGCCCGUGCGACGGCGACCAUCUGGCGGGGCCGUGCGACAUGGACGGCGAUAUGGAUGGCGACCUUUUGCAGGGAGACGACGUUCUUGGUGCGUCGUGGGAUGCGUGCGACCAUACCGGCAAUCUCGAGGCAAUUCUCAGAUCCUCGUACCAGCCCGCGAAGCCCUCCCAAUGCGGCUCUGCGACAGGCCAGCAUUCCGCACAGCCCUCCAUUGCGGGAAUCCUCUCACACAUUCACGCUUCCGCGGCUUCCGCGGCCUCCGCCGUACCGGCGGACGCGGGAAAGCAGCUCUGGGAAGGCCCGGCUGCGGAAUUCGAAGCCGCGCGUCGACGCGGAGAAUGCGAAACCGAGGAGCGCCGACGCGAAGGCGACGACGGCGAGAACGCCGCGAAUUUCGCGAGAUUCGCGACGCUUCCAUCUGCGGGUGCGGUGGGGGCGACGGAGGGAGGUGGCGCGGAGAGGGCGAACGCGGGAGGGCUUUGCGAUUCUGUGCUCCGGUCGCCAUCACCUCUGUGCGACAGCAUUCCGCAACGCCUGUCGCUUCUGCAGGUGCGCGCAGAUGAUGGUUCCGUCGACUUUUGA